This is a messenger RNA of Brassica rapa (field mustard), 4247 nucleotides long. RefSeq lists its product as uncharacterized. Lineage: Eukaryota; Viridiplantae; Streptophyta; Magnoliopsida; Brassicales; Brassicaceae. Gene Ontology annotation, biological process: proteolysis. The record is from RefSeq and is a predicted model, not a curated record. Gene Ontology annotation, molecular function: cysteine-type peptidase activity.
UUUCGAAAAUGGCAGUAAUGCCCUUAAAAUUGUAAUUUUUUAAAAAGAUAAAUAAUGAGUUCGACAAUCGGGAUCGAUCGAUCCAGAUUUACAAGUUACAGUGGAUCGAUCGAUCCCGAUAAUUAUUCAGAACAAAAAAAACGCGAAAUAUAUACUGAUCGACCUGGUCCAUUUCACUCGAUCGGCGAAGGUCGAUUCCGUACAGAUCGACCGAUCCACUAAGAAUAGAUCGAUCGAUCCCGUGCCCAGGAAAGAAUCCCAAAUCGAUUUUUUUGGUUUUGUAUGAUUAUAUCCGGGUUGAUUCCCACUUGAUUUGAACCGACCAAGCAUGAUUUCAACUUUUUAAGCUCGAUUUCUCUGGGACAAAACCCUUAAUUUCCCAUUCACGAACAAAGGGAGAGAAAAUCAAAUUCUCACCCAAAGUUCAUUAACCCUAACUCACUCAAUUCUCUGAUUUGGACGAUUAUUUGGCCUAACUCAUACAAUUUCGUGAGCUUUUUACGAAUCUAUCACUCUUUAGUUCGUUCUGCAAAGGUAUGAAACUCUAUCUCCACUUCUUUUUAGAGUUUGAAAUUAGAAAGGUAAAAGGUAGAUUUUUGAGUUAGUUAAGAUAUUUAGACUUCAAUCAUGUGUUAAGGUGAUGAUUAGAGAAGAUUUUGUACACAAUCAUGGUUUAAAUCAUAUUUUCGGGAUAGAUUUAGGGAUUUUAGGUUUUUGUUAUUAAUAGAUAUAUGUUGUAUUGUUUUCAAAUUUCAGGUAUGGAGUUGGAGUUGCCUAAUCGUUUAUACGGUGAGGGAUUGGAACCUCAGGUUAAGAAGAUUAAUAACAGCUGCCGACUAAAACUUCUCGAGUUGCUAAAAGAAAAAAUGGAACCAGAAUUCGAUGAAGUUAUGAAAGAUCCCAUUUUUUCACAGAUUAUGGUUAUCCAGAAGAAUGAUCUGAAGUUUUCGGCGAGGUUGGUACACUCUUUUUUGUGUAAGGAGUUGAUGACAAGCAAGAGACAUGAGAAGUGGUUCACUUUCGCUAGGAGACCUCUGCGUUUUGGAUUGCAAGAGUAUCAUGCUGUCACUGGUCUGAAAGUGAAGCGAGAGAAUAACAGUGGGCUAGUGACAUGGAAAGACGAUAAUGGUUUUUGGAGCAAGCAGAUAAAGACAAAUGGAAAAAUAAAUUUGCAGAUCAUAAAAAAGAAGCAUUUGGAAGAGAGCAAUACCUGGACUUGGGUUGAUAGGGUGAGACUGAUAUAUCUUUGCGUUAUUAUGGGUGUGGUGAUGGGAAAGGAUGAGAAGGUGAAUAUCCCGCAUCUGUACAUGAAGUUGGCGAUGGAUUUGGAGAAGCUUCGGAAUUAUCCAUGGGGUCUGUAUUCGUUUGAUUUCCUUCUGAAGCAAAUUGAUAAAACAAGGCAUAAAUUAGAGCAGAAAGAGGGGUAUCUGAUGGAAGGAUUCUUGUUUGGUUUCCAAAUUUGGAUAAUGGAAGCUGUUCCUGCUUUAGGAGAGAUUUGUGGCACAAAAGUCAGUAAAGAUUUUACAGGUCCACUGUGUGGUAAUUGGAGAGGAUGUGCAAAAUGUUCUUAUGAAGAUAUCAUUGGCGUUGAGAACUUAUUCCCAGAAAACGGAAUUUUGCAUUCAUUCAUGGAAUCCCACAUAGAUGGAGUGGUCCUUUUGGCAACUGAUUUUGUACAGAAGGAUGAGAAGAAAGAUGAAAGAGUAGAUCGUAUUUUAGAUAUGAUCAAUAGUAAACAUGAUUGGAACAAUCAUGUUUGGGGAGUAAAAGAAGGUACGAACUCUGAAUUUGAGGAAUCUGGCGAAGAGAAAGGAGAGGAUCAAACAGCUGAUACUGAGAGAGGUGAAAAUAGUCAUGUUGCAGGGAAUGUUGAUGGCACAGCUGAUGUUUCGGGAAGAAACAAGAGAAAGCAUGCAGACCGAGGAGCAGAGUCAAGGAAAAAGAAUGUUUUGUGCCACCUAGCUGCUUCAUCAAAAGGAAAUAUUGACACAGAUAUGAAAAAUUUCUUGGAGGAUCUGGUACAAGCUUCUUUUACUGCUUUUGGGGAGAAAUUCUGUCAGCAGUUCUCGGACAGGUUGGGUAAGAUUGAGACUGAGGUUACACAACUCAGGACAGCUUCAGAGAGAACUGAGCAAUUUGAGACCGUUGUAACCGACAGAUUGGGGAAAAUUGAGGCUGAGGUUACACAGCUCAGGACAAGUUUAGUGGUGACUGAAUUGGUGGGAAAGAGUGAUCAAGCAAGCGGUCCUAGCUUGACCAAAAUCAACAGUGGUCCUAGCACCAGCAAAAAAGGAACUGCUCCAACAAAGAAAAAGGCUGUAAAAAACCAAGAGUUAAAGACUGCUGAUUCGUGUGUCAAUUUACCUCGUGCAAAAGUUACUCAAUCAUCAGCUAGUGAUCUUCGUAUGGGUACACAAGAGUUUUUGGAAAGUUGCAUGAAGAACCUUCCAUUAGACACAUUUGUGAAAGGUUUGAAUCCUUCUCAAGCUAAAGUCGAAGAUUCAUUGGAUUGGUUGGAACUUCCUAAAUCAUUGAAGAAGCCAACAGAUUCAUUGGAACUUCAAAAAUCAUUGAAGAAGCCAGCGGUCCGAUUAGAUGACCGAGAUAUAGAGCUAGACGGCGAAAAUUUCCCUGAUCGCUGCUUGGUGUUUGUGCAUCCUACAGAUUUUAAGAAGAUGCAGGACUGGCAAGAUACACGAACAGCUAUACAGAUUGGUCCUUCUAUGUUAGACGGUGAUCUAGCCGGACGUAUUAUGUCUGCCAGCAGUUGGCUUAAAAACUACGAAAUUGAUGCUAUAAUGUAUGUUUUCCGGGAAAGAACAACAUUGAAACGAUGGAACGUAGAUCGUGUUGCUUUCAUGACAUGCGUCUUCAGCGACCUCAUUGCUAAGGAUUACCAGAAUUUCUGUAAGGGAAUUAAAAAAUACACUAUGGAUCCAUUACUACUGCAAUACGGUAAAGGUGAACUGCCUUCCCAUGGAAGAACACAAAUGUUGUGGAAUGUCGAUGUGGAUCGGAUGUACGUUCCUGUCUGGGUCAAUUGCAACCAUUGGAUUGCUUUAUGCAUCAGUUUUGUGACUAGGAAUAUCCAGGUGUUUGACUGCGGGGAACUAUACCAGGUCGAUCAAAAGAUUGUCCGUGUUUUUGUUUGUUUUGCAUAUUGAUCAGGAUCGACCAAUGGAUCGACCGUUCAAUAUACAGAUCGAUCGAUCCACACUUCGUGGACAUCACAGUUUGUUUAAGGGAUUGAUUGAAUCAGAUCUCCUAACCAAGUUAAUACGGCAUGAAGAUUAAACAAAGUCCUCCCAAACUGAAACAAAGUUACUAAUAUUCAAGCAAAUAUAAUCUGAAAAACUGAAACAAAGUUGUCACAAACAGAAACAAAGUUACUAGAAAUCAAGCAAAAGAAGUUUGUUAAAAUUUCACUAAAUUGUGAAGAACACAGCCAACAAAUCCACUAUAUUGGCAUCUUGCAAGUUGCUCUAUUAUGACCACCAAGACCACAUCUACUGCACUUACGAGACUGACCCCCCUGUGAUCCUUGUGAUGAUCGGAUUUUGUCUUCAACAGUUUCAUAUCUGCGUUUUCUAUUUCUUCCAAGAGAUCUUCUUGUCUCAGGCGGUAGCACUUCAGAAUUUUCCACAACUUGUGGGACAGACCAACCAUCUUCAGGAACUGAAAUGGGAUUUAUGCUUUCUUGAUAAGCUUCUCUCCAAGCUCCCGUGGUAUACAAAAAAUCAGUCAAUGUAUAUGGUUCUCUACCAACAAAGAAACCAGCUUUUAUUGCGUGUCUACAAGGGAUUUUCGAGAGGUCGUACUUCCCACAAGAACAAGUCCGUUUGUCCAAAUCAACAAAGCAGUCAAUUGUAUCGCCUUUAACAAGCAGCUGGCUAUCGGUUACAGGGUAAACUGCGAAAGUUUUCCCCUUUCCAAUUCUCCUAUCAAUCUUUUCCUCCACAUCUAUGGUCAAACGGUGGGUGUGCUUUGAAAUCAACUUCUUACGCUUAAAAAACCAACGUGUCAGCAUUUCUCUAAUACUGUCCAACAAAGGAAUUACGGGAAACUCUCUCGGCGAACGCAACGCAGAAUUUAUCGACUCUGCAGGAUUGUUUGUCCUAAUGUCAUACCUGUAUCCAUGAAAUUGACAUCUAGCCCACUUUCUGACAUCUGCUUCCAUAAGAUACGUUCCAAUUGCUGGACUGAUAUUGCAAACAUGAGCAAACGUCUUCUUGAAAUCAACCACUCUA